UUGAGAGGGAAGGCUCGGUAGGGGGAUAGCGGUUUUGGAUGGGUUUGGAUUUAAAAUCCCGAGAAAAAAGGGGGGACAGAGCAGCGCUGAGGGCCCCUGCUGGCCAUUCCGCGAGCCAUAGGCCUUUGUUACGGGUGGCGUUUUCAAUACACGGCGACCUGAUUAAACAUGGCGUCCGGCACGAGCUAGAGGAUUGUGUGGGGCUUGCGUGGCGGAGGAGGAACGCCGGCAUGGAAUGGGGUACGAUUGAUGGCUGCAAAUUUUCGUGAGAAAACAACAACACCGCGCCGUCGUCUCUCUCCCGCAGACGAUAAUCAGCUGGGCUGAGGGAAAUUGUCAGACGACGGGAUUUUUUUUUUCUCUGACAAAAUGGCGGCGGACCAGGACGUCACCCCACAGCAAGACCUGUGUAUGAUCCUGGUUAAAACCGUGACUCUCGGCGUCGUCAUUGUGGCCAGCUUGCUGGGCAACUCGCUGGUUUUAUACGUGCUGUACAAAGAGCAGAGCCUUCGCAAGCCGCCAUUUUUCCUGCUGGCGAAUGUAUCGGUGGCCGACUUAGUCAAAACAGUCUUCUGUCUGCCCUUUGUCAUCAUCGCUGUGGUGAACGAUUCGGGCUGGGAUUAUGGGCGACCGUUGUGCCAAGUGGUGGCGUUUUUCAACACCAUGCUCCUGUUCGGAGUGAUUUUCACGCAUUUUACCGUCAGUAUUACGCGAUACAUCGUGGUGACACACAGCAAGUUCCACAGGAAGAAGCUGACUGGCUCCGUGUGCGCUGUGCUCAUAUGUGUCAUCUGGACAGUCGCCAUUAUCAUGGCUUUUCCCCCAGUAUUCGGCCUGGGCACCUACGAGUUCAUUCGCGAGGAAGAGCAGUGCAAUUUCCGACACAAACACUACCUGACGAACGAUACUUUAGGAUUCCUUCUCAUCCUUUCUAUCGUGCUCUUCGCCACGCAUCUCAUCUACUUGAGACUCUUCAUCUUCAUGCGAAUGCAUCGCAAGAUGAAUCCCGUUGUUUUCGUGCCGGCGCUGUCACACAACUGGACUUUUUUCGGGCCGGGGGCCACGGGGCAGGCCGCGGCGAACUGGAUGCAAGGGUUCGGGCGAGGGCCGGCUCCCCCCGUGCUCGGAGCCGGGAGACAGCCCCAGCAACCCCGCAACAACAACAACACCAGCUCGUCCAGCAUGCGAAACAACAAGCUGCCCUGGAGGACGCUUCAGAGCGAGAAGAAGACCAGCCGACUGCACUACGUCAUAAUUUUCAUGUUCUUGGUUCUGUGGACACCUUACCUGGUGCAGUCGUACUGGCACAUGCUGGCAAAAGAACGGACAAUUCCCAGCGCGUUCAUGACCAUUUCGGCAUGGAUGACAUAUGUACAGGUCUGUGUGAACCCUUUUUUGUGCGUCCUGUUUAGCCGAGAAUUCCGCAAGGCCGCUCAAAAAAACUUGUAACACCUGCACAUAAUAUUAUUAUAAUGGUGACAAAUCGCCGGCGAAAGCCAGACAGAAAUUAUGAUGAAUAUUAAUAUUCCCCCCUUAAAGUCCAUUAUUUAUUAUACUAUUCCCGCUUCUAUCAAUGCAAGAGUUUUGUAUUAGAAUUCUAUUUGUGUAUACUAAGGCCUGGGAAAGCUGUAACAAACAAAGAGAUUUUUUAGUACCAAGAAUAUCUUGUUAUUGUGCAACAAAAGACUGGCACGUUUCGUGGCGGCUCUACAAAGAGCCCCGCUCACGAUGUAGAGACUAUUAAAUACACAAAACCUUAUUCAGAACAAGGGAACCGUAAAGAAGAGAUAUUAUUCCAAGCCUGCGAUUCAAAGCACGAACUAAACGAUUCCUUUAUCAUGGUAGAUGUAAAUUUAUCAAGCAAAUAGAUUUUAUUUGUCUUUUGGUACCAUAUAUAUUCAGGAUUCGUAGAGUGAAAGAAUUCAUUCCGUUAAGCGUUUGUUGUUGUACUUAUGAGGUCUUGAAAUCACGUGGCUUAAAGUAUUAUUAAGAUGGUUUCGACCAUUUACGACACUAAUACUUAAUUUGUUGUCACGAAUUUUCAGAAAGAUGAGAACAUUUCCGUUUCAAGUGCAAUUAUAUACACAUGCGAUAUUUCUCACAGGCCUUCCGUGUCGUGUUUAUUCUAGUUUGUAAUUCUAUAUCUUUAAUGUUUAUUCUGGGCAUGAGUCAAUCGUGUUUUCGUGGGAAAU
Molecule: messenger RNA, 2192 nt
Organism: Branchiostoma belcheri (Belcher's lancelet)
Lineage: Eukaryota; Metazoa; Chordata; Leptocardii; Amphioxiformes; Branchiostomatidae
Product: probable G protein-coupled receptor 85
Exons: 2
Coding region: 370-1449 (359 amino acids)
Biological process (GO): G protein-coupled receptor signaling pathway
Cellular component (GO): plasma membrane
Molecular function (GO): G protein-coupled receptor activity
Source: RefSeq, a predicted model, not a curated record